Molecule: messenger RNA, 1596 nt
Organism: Apis mellifera (honey bee)
Lineage: Eukaryota; Metazoa; Arthropoda; Insecta; Hymenoptera; Apidae
Product: tektin-B1
Exons: 7
Coding region: 100-1389 (429 amino acids)
Biological process (GO): cilium assembly; cilium movement involved in cell motility
Cellular component (GO): microtubule cytoskeleton; nucleus
Source: RefSeq, a predicted model, not a curated record
CCAAACAUCAAUUUAUCAUUUCUGAUAAAACAUUAAGACAGUACGUUUUAUAAGAUUUUUAUAUAAACAUUAAUAUUUAUAAUAAUUGUUAUUUAAAUUAUGGCUAAGUCUGUAACUACAUAUGAAAAACCUUUACCACAUAUAAGUUUAGCAGAUUGGUAUGCUAAGCAAUGGGAUCUUCAGCAAAAUGCAGCUUUCAAAAGUGAAGAUGCAUUUAAAUUAAGAAAUACAGGGAAAAUUGUUUGUUCAGAGACAAUGGUGAAGACUAUUUGGGAUACUUACAUGAAUAAUACCCGUCUUGCAGAUAGAGUAACAGAAUUAUCACGUUGGAGAGAAUUAUUUCAGAAUUUGUUAGACAAAUUAGUUGCAGAAAUUAAAUUAUUACGCGAUGAGAAAGUUGAUACAGAAAAAGAAAUAGAAACUUUAAAUUUUCCAUUACAAUUAACAGCAGAAUGUAUUUCUAUGAGAGAUUGUCGUAGAGGAACAGAACUUACAUAUGAUGAAGCUGAUACAGAAUUGAAGAAAGAACUUUGUGUUAUUGAAAAUAUUAAAAAAUUAUUAACUCAAAGAGUGCAAGCUUCAUGGGAAAAGCUAAAUCGUUUAGAAGAAGUAAGAUUUACAAUGCAAUUAGAAGUGGAAGAUAAGGAUGAAACUAUUAAAAUAGAUAAAGAAAAUCUUAAUUUAGAUAGAACAUGUGCAAAUAUUAGCUAUAAACCAAAUGCAUUAAGAACUCCAAAAGGUUCAAUAUCUUAUGAAGCUUGGUUAGAACAUUGUCGUUAUAUUAAAACUUUAGCUGAUAAUGAAUUAAGCGAUGUAUAUACUUUUCGAGAAGCUUUAAAUGUAAUGCGUGAACGUGCUAGAAAUGAUAUUAAAGCUCAACAAGAUGCAACGGAUUUUAGUUUACGUAAAAGAAUAUAUCAAACGCAAAAAGCUAGAAAUGAAUUAGAAUGGCAAAAACUUAAAAUUCAAAAGGAAAUGGAGAUUUUACAAAAAGAAAUAGUGAGACAAGAAGAUGCUUUACUACAUAAAAUUGAUUCAAUAAAAUGUGCACAAACAAGAUUAGAAAAUCGUACUUAUCGUUCUGGUUUUGAACUUUGUCGUGAUGAAGCUGAAUUAGGUUUAAAAGAUGAAGUUUUAAACUUGACACAAACUGAAAAAGACUUAACUAAAGUUUUGGAAAAUUCAAAAGGAGCAUAUAAUAAUUUGGAAGGUUUACUUCUACAAGUUGAUAGAAAUCUAGAUGACAAGCAACAUUCUUUAGCAACAGAUGUGAUGUGUUUAGAUAUGAGAGCAACAUUAAAAACAGGAGAUAGAACACGAUUGCCAAAUGAAACAGAUCGUAACAUUGUUCUUACACGUAUGGAAAAAGAAAUACCACUUGAAUCAUGAAUUAAUUGGAAUUUUUAUAUAAAUUUAAAAAGAAUAUUUAUCAGAUACAUAAAAUAUCUAUUUAUUGUAUUAUUUAAUAUUUCCACUGCACACACUUUACUAUUUAUGUAUGCAAUGUUUGUAUAUCAUUUUUAAUAGCAUCUGGAUUGGCUUUAAUUAAACUGUAUUCUGAAAUAAAUAAAUCUGUCAAUAUUGGUUCUAAAGUUU